CAACCUCGGAUCACGACUUGAGCGAUCGGAUCUUAUUGUGCAACUACCCCUUCAGCAACAUGAAUCAUGGCCAGGGGUGAUGUCCGCUCCUAACAUUGCGUAUAUGUGAGCCGAUUCCAAUUUCGAGAUGAAUUCGACGUUUGCCUCUGCGCCGUCCCCAACCCGUUGAGCUCGCCGGAAGUACUGGCCGGGGUACAUCGGUACCCUACCACAAUGCGCCAUGGCAGACAAACCCAAGCUCGGCAUCUGGCACACAACAACAUUGCAGGCUGCAAGGGAUCGUCAGCAGUCAUAUCCCACCACAAUCAUUGCCGGCCAAAAGAGGCCAUAUGAUGCUUCGCUUUCGCAUUCUUCUGACCGGUCCGAGCCAUCGCGGGGGCAGGCGCGGCCACAACCGCGGCUUCCUCAACGUGCCCCGAGCGGCUUUCUCGUCUCAGGAGGGGCUCCAAGACUCACAGCAAGCCGAGUAGAGUAUGCCGAGGGUGCCCCGGUCGGGGCUCUGCCGUCCGAGUACUCGCAGAGACAGGCCUUCGCUGCCACGCCAACAUCCACCAUCGACCCUUUGCUUUCCCUGUCCCACCCAGCCUACGGUCUCCCCAGCCAGCUCGUAGCGAACUUUGCUGCCCUGGGCAUAAGGUCCAUCUAUCCUUGGCAGAAACAAUGCCUCCUCGGCCCCGGUCUCCUGACAGGGGAAAAGAAUCUCGUUUAUAGCGCUCCCACCGGCGGCGGCAAGUCCCUUGUUGCUGACAUUCUCAUGCUGAAACGGGUCCUCGAGAGCCGCGACGCUAAGGCAAUCCUGGUGCUGCCAUAUGUUGCUCUCGUUCAAGAAAAGGUCCGCUGGCUGCGUAACGUAGUGAGCAACAUCCUGCGCGGAGACCUUGGGCAGAAAGAACAAGAUGAUAGACGGAAGCUUUGGGCUCGCAGGGCUGACAAAGACACCAUCCGGGUGGUUGGUUUCUUUGGUGGGAGCAAGAUCAAGGCCACUUGGGCGGACUUUGAUAUUGCUGUCUGCACCAUCGAGAAGGCAAAUUCGUUGGUGAACGCAGCGAUUGAGGAUUGCUCCAUCUCCAGCUUGCGAGCGGUUAUCCUGGAUGAGUGUCAUAUGAUCGAUGACGGCUAUCGGGGUUACCUGCUGGAGCUCAUGGCUACCAAAGUUCUGUGCCUUGGCCAGCCAGUUCAGAUCAUUGGCAUGAGCGCCACACUCACAAAUAUCGAACUCCUCAAAAACUGGCUACAAGGCCAUUCUUACGAGACUCACUACCGCCCGGUCCCCAUUGACGAACACCUCGUCUACGAAGGGAAGAUAUAUGCUGCGGGUACCACUGCCAGCCUCCUCAAAACGGUCAACCAACUGGACUCCAGGAGUCAGUUCAGCGAGCCCAGAGUGCAGCCCUUGCGAAUUAUUAGACCUUCGGACCACAAGGAGCUGAAAGACGCGGUCCGGAAUGCUGUGGUCGCGCUCGCAAAUGAAGCGGCCAGGGCGGGCUACGGGGUGUUGGUGUUCUCAAGCAGUCGCGCUGGCUGCGAGUCGGAUGCCAUCCUCAUAAGCCGCGUGAUGCCAAUGUUUGCGGAGGUAGACCCUGCCACUCAGGAGAAGAGACUGGACCUUCUUGGGGACUUGCGGAGCCUGAGCACGGGGCUCGACCCAAAGCUGGAGCAGACCAUUCCUUUUGGAGUCGCCUUUCAUCGUAAGGCCGGUCUCACAACUGAAGAGCGAGAGUUAAUAACCAGUGCGUAUGAUCGGGGAGUGCUCAAAGUAUGCGUCGCCACUUGCUCUCUCGCAGCCGGCAUCAACCUGCCCGCCAGGCGUGUUAUUCUUCAUGAUGCCCGAAUGGGGCGCGACUUCGUCGGCCCUGCUAUGCUGCGUCAGAUGCGCGGCAGGGCUGGGAGGAAGGGCAAGGAUGAAGUGGGCGAGACCUACCUCUGCUGUCGACAAAACGACCUGGAGGACGUCGUUGAUCUCAUGCACGCCGAUCUCCCGCAGAUCUCGAGCUGUCUCAUCUCAGACCAGCGCCGUAUUCGAAGGGCCUUGCUUGAAGUCAUUGCGAUUCGGCUAGCGACAAGCCGCGAAUCUCUUGACGACUAUGUCAGCAAAACCAUGCUGGCGCUCUCGGCAGAGCCAGACUCGAUACGCCAGAGCAUCGAGACCGGCAUCGACGAGCUCCGAAAGAUGGAGUUCAUCACUCGCGGCGACGACGGCAGCUUUCACGCAACCCGACUAGGCAAAGCCGUCGUUGCGUCGUCCCUCGAUCCCGAGGACGGCCUCUUCGUCCACAAUGAGCUGAAGAAAGCAUUGCAGGCCUUUGUGAUGGACGGCGAGAUGCAUGUCCUUUACAACUUUACACCGGUGCAUGACAUGGGAGGAGGCACGGUCAAUUGGCGGGUCUUUUGGAACGAGAUGCAGCAACUGGAUGACAGCGGUCUCAGGGUGAUGCACUUUCUUGGACUUAAGCCCGUCACUGUCAACAAGAUGCUCCACGGAGGUACCCUGAGUGAGUCCACGAGCGAAGAGAAGGAAGUCGCACGGCGCUACCAUCGAUUUUACCUUGCUUUGCAGCUGCGAGAUCUCUGUAACGAGAUGCCCAUACACCGGGUUGCGCAGAAAUACGACGUGCCGCGGGGGUCUGUUCAGACUUUGGCUCAGACCUGUCAGGGCUUUGCUGCUGGCAUGAUCAAGUUCUGCGAAACAAUGGGUUGGGGGGCAAUGGCUGCUGCACUCGAUCACUUCUCAGACCGGCUGAGGGCUGGGGCCAGGUCGGAUCUGCUAGCUCUAGCCAAGAUUACCUUCGUCAAGAGCAGGACUGCACGGAUCUUCUGGGACAACGGCUUCAAGACAAUCGCUGCUGUGGCGAACGCGGACCCGAAGGAGCUGCUCCCUCUUCUCAUGCAAGCACAGCCGAACAAGGUGAGGUUGGGGGCCAAGGACGAGGAAAAGUACAGGGAGAAACUGCUGGCAAAAGCGAAGAUCAUCGCCGACUCGGCAAACAGACUAUGGCAGAUCGAGAUGCAGCAGGAGCUCGACGACGAAUGAGCAGUCACAGGCCUGUUGGUUGCCAACAAGACUAAGCGGGUGUACAUACACUACAGCGAGUUCGCACUGGCUCACGCCGUCACUUUGCUCAAGGAUCAAAGCGUCCUGAUGCCACGGAGCCCGAGAAACAACGCCAGCCGGUGGUGCACGAUCUCCGUCACAUCCCCCAAGUUCGUCUGGGCUGACCAGAUGAACGGGAUCUACAUGCACCGAUCGAGACGUGUGAUGCGAAGAUUGAAGCCAGGACUCAGGAGUUGGUGUUGCUACACUAACACGGCGAAGGAGGGGCGCAUCCUCCCAUUGACCAGGGUCGAUCUGCAGUGCAUGCAGGGCCGUGCACGAGAUUCACGCUGCAGGAAGCAACUUCUGGACGCCCCG
Messenger RNA from Thermothielavioides terrestris NRRL 8126, 3409 nucleotides. RefSeq lists its product as uncharacterized. The record is from RefSeq and is a predicted model, not a curated record. Bases 221 to 3031 code for a protein of 936 amino acids. NCBI's taxonomy places the organism in Eukaryota, Fungi, Ascomycota, Sordariomycetes, Sordariales, Chaetomiaceae. The transcript is spliced from 12 exons. Gene Ontology annotation, molecular function: nucleic acid binding; ATP binding.